AUGCUUGAUUGGUAUAGAAAGAAGGAUCCUAAGGCUGCACUUGUGAUAGCUGAGAAUGCUCCAGGGAAUAAUCAAAUUAAUUGUCCAACAAUUCAAAAAGAUUUGGUAAGGGCUUGUGCAGAGGAGACAAGUGAAUUAAUUAAGAGUGAAAUUGGAGAUCGUUGGUUUGUGGUGCUUGUUGAUGAGGCUCGUGAUGCAUCAAUUAAGGAACAAAUGGCCGUGGUUGUGAGGUUUGUCAAUGAUAAAGGAAGUGUGAUUGAGAGGUUCCUUGGCCUACAACAUGUUUCUGACACCACAUCAUCUUCACUGAAGGAAGCAUUGGUUUCUAUGCUUGCAAGAUACGGGUUAUCUAUAGCCAAGGUUAGAGGACAGGGAUACGAUGGAGCUUCAAACAUGAGAGGGCAGUUUCAUGGGUUACAAAGGCUGCUUGUGGUAGUUGUUGUAGCCAGAUGUUGUGCUUUAACUGAUGAUUUCUUCAAUUAUGUCACUUCAGUUGUCAAUAUUAUUAGUGCUUCUUGCAAGAGAAAGGAUCAACUUCUCCAAAAACACCAUGAUACUCUUGUUCAGCAAUUAGAUAGUGGUGAAAUAUCUCCUGGGAGAGGGAAAAACAAAGAAACUAGUCUUGCUAGGCCUGGUGAUACACGAUGGGGUACACAUCACAAAACAUUAGUACGUCUUAUGCUCAUGUGGGAACCUGUGCUUGAGGUGUUAGAGAAUAUUAGUGAUGAUGGUACUGAUGGGGAAAAAACUAUAGCAUCUGGAUUGAUAGAAAAAAUGGAGUCAUUUCAAUUUAUGUUCAUAUUGCAUCUGAUGAUUAGAGUAUUGGGGACAACUCAAGACCUAUCACAAUGUUUGCAAAAGAAAAAUCAAAACAUUGUUCAUGCAAUAGGAUUGAUUGGUUCUGUGAUGAGAAAUAUAAAUGCCAUGAGGGAAAAUGGUUGGGAUGAUCUUUUAGAGAAGACAAAAGUCUUUGCUGCCAAACACAAUAUAGACAUUCCUAAUAUGGAAGAUAUGAUACCAAUGAGAGGUCGUUCAAAAUGUCGUGGAGCCAAAUAUGUGACCUACUACCAUCAUAUUCAUCAUGGGAUUUUCAAUGUUGUCCUUGAUCAAAUAAUUUGUGAGUUGAACAAUCGAUUUCCAGAAAGAUCAACUCAACUAUUGAGAUGUGUUGCUUGUCUUGAUCCGACAAAUGAGUUUGCCAACUUUAAGAUAGAGAAAUUAGUUGAGCUUGCUAAGAUUUAUUAUGCUGACUUUAGUGAUUAUGAAUGUGAAAAGCUAAGAACUGAGCUUGAAAAUUUCAUGGAUGAAGUCAAACAUGAUGAAGAAUUUUGCUCUUGUAUUGAUCUUGGUGGCCUUGCUGAGAAGAUGGUUAAAACUGAUAGACAUACAUAUUUUCCUUUGGUGUAUCGCCUCAUUGAGCUUGCAUUGAUAUUGCCCGUGGCAACAGCAACAGUUGAAAGAGCCUUCUCUGCUAUGAAUAUUAUCAAGACCGACAGGAGGAAUAAAAUGAAUGAUGAUUGGAUGAAUAAUAGCAUGAUAUGCUAUAUUGAGCGGGAUUUGUUUGCAUCCAUUGAAGAUGAUAAAAUUUUAAAGCGCUUUCAAGGCUUAAGAAACCGUAAGAUAAACUUGCCACCUAAGGUCCCAAGGUGCGUAUUGUUUUAG
Molecule: messenger RNA, 1662 nt
Organism: Miscanthus lutarioriparius
Lineage: Eukaryota; Viridiplantae; Streptophyta; Magnoliopsida; Poales; Poaceae
Source: the annotation of a GenBank genome assembly